Molecule: messenger RNA, 2298 nt
Organism: Asterias rubens (European starfish)
Lineage: Eukaryota; Metazoa; Echinodermata; Asteroidea; Forcipulatida; Asteriidae
Product: solute carrier organic anion transporter family member 2A1-like
Exons: 12
Coding region: 201-2144 (647 amino acids)
Biological process (GO): transmembrane transport; sodium-independent organic anion transport
Cellular component (GO): membrane
Molecular function (GO): protein binding
Source: RefSeq, a predicted model, not a curated record
AGAAUUGACGAAUUGAGUGUUUGACUUCGUAACCAGAGGAAGGGGAUAUGCGUUUCUGUACGGCAGUCAGAUAAACAGAUAGCCACACCAAAUUGAGAAGUGCACUUUGUGCAAAACUGAUUGUGAAUACCACAAAACAAAUUGCGAAGUGAACUCUGUUCGAAACCGAUUGAGAAACACCAACUCAGAUCGACUUGACGAUGGGUUUCUUCAACAGUCCAGUCGCCUUCGGCUUCUGUCUGACCCUCUUCCUCGUGUUCCAAGUGAGCGUGGGGGUCUACAUCGCUGGAGCCCUGACGACUAUCGAGAAGCAAUACCGGCUCACAUCCUCGGUGUCCGGUAUCAUCAUCUCCGUCAGUGAUUUCGCUAGUCUGGUCUCCAUCAUGUUGGUGACCUACCUAGGGCAGCAUAGCCACCGGCCCCGCAUCAUCGGGGUCCUGGGUCUCAUGACCGGGCUAGGAGGGAUCCUGAGCGGGGUGCCGCACUUCUUGUACCCGGCGUACAGGGAGGGGGAGGUGUUCACUGGUGCCGCUGCUCAGAAUAGCAGCGGUGCAACUAACCCUGUUUUCGUGUGCGACGCCUCGAGAGAAGAAGCAACAUGCACGGCUGAUGAAAUCGGGAACUCUGGCUCCAGGAUCGAGGAGAUGUGGGCCCUCCUACUCGGCCAAGCCCUGAUGGGAUUCGCUUAUGGACCCCUCUUCCCCCUGGCUAUCACUUACAUUGACGAUCAGGUCAGAGGUACAACCACACCCUACUACAUAGGUGUGUUCUUGUCUGCCGGUACGACCGCACCGCUCAUCGGCUUCGCCCAGAACUUUGGCUUCCUGCAACUGUUCGUCAACUGGCCGGAGAAAUUCGACUUCAUGAGACAGUGGAUCGGGGCGUGGUGGAUUGGGUUCAUUCUAGACGGCGCCCUCAUCCUUCUGAUCUCAUUACCAUUCUUCUUCUUCCCGAAGGAGAUGAAUCUGGAUAUUGAUGAGAGUGAUAUACCUGAGGAGAAAAAGAGGAAAGAGGGACAGGAGAUUAGAGGAGUUGGGGUUAAAGAUUUCAUCUCUUCAGCUAAGCGCAUCUUUACCAACUUCGUGUGGGCGAUGAUCACGCUUGCAACAUGUUCGGAGCUCGCGGUGUCUGCUUGCUUCGGGUUCUUCAUGCCCAAGUUCAUCGAAAUACAGUACAACAUAGCACCGGCACUCUCAGCUUUAUUAGUGGGUAUCAUCAUCAUGCCCGCCGCCCUAAUCGGCAAUCUCUCCAGCGGUGUUAUUGUCAAGAAACUCAAGCUCGACUCACGAGGUUGUAUCUGGCUGCUCGUGUUUCUACAAUCAGUUGGUUCCAUCUUCAUGCCCGUCGUUUACUUCCUGUCUUGCCCGGACACCAUCUACGCGGGUGUAGGCGAGAAUGGCAUGAUAGAAACGACCAACGAUUGCAACCUAGAUUGCGAAUGCUCUAGCGGCAGGUACGAGCCAGUGUGUGGAUACGAUAAACUGACGUAUGCUACGCCGUGCUUCGCUGCCUGCGUCGGGAAAGCCGAAAACCAGACAGCCGAUCCAAUGGUCAACACAACGUACUAUACCGGGUGUGAGUGCAGUGCAGGGAGUAUUGAUGAGGACUAUGCCCGGGAGAGCACACAGGGAGCAUGUAUUGAGCCAUGCAACAUGCUUUACUAUGCUAUGGGGGUCUUAUUUGUCAAUGUUUUACUCGGCUCAUGUUCUAAGAACCCGUUGCUGAUCGUUAACAUGAGGUGUGUCGACGAUGCAGACAAAACGUUCGCUCUUGGAGUGGCAUCUUUAAUCGGCCGGGCAGCAGGUUUUUUGCCAGCACCGUUGUACAUCGGAGCCCUCAUAUCUAGUACAUGUAUACUGCAGCGUAUUGAAUGCGGCGUGACUGGAGAUUGCCUCGUCUACAACUCUCAGCAGUUUCGACUGAUAUUCUUGGCUGUUCUAUUCGGUCUUAGUUUGUUUUCUCUGAUGUGUUUCAUCUUUGCCACCAUCAAGACAGAGAUGGAUGUCAAAACUAUAAAGAGAGAAAAACGAGAUGGGGGAUUAAUAAAGAAUGGACUGGAUGUGAAGCAGAUUGAAGGAGCAGAUAACAAGGGAUAUGACAUGGAUAUGGAAGUCGGUACACAGACCAAUCUUACGGCAUUCUGAUCCAGAAAACAUUCAACCGAAGAGAGUAGGCUCCAUUUGGGUAACAAACACAAACACGCACUGGACACGUUUCGGUAAUAAACUCAGCACACAAAUUUGCCUCGAAAGUGCGUGGUUUUCCUUUUACUUUGCGAACUAACACGGUCGGCCAUUU